Caenorhabditis angaria is the source of this 3027-nucleotide messenger RNA. The record is from the annotation of a GenBank genome assembly. NCBI's taxonomy places the organism in Eukaryota, Metazoa, Nematoda, Chromadorea, Rhabditida, Rhabditidae.
AUGUGUAUUUCGAAUUCGCGCGCAUUUGUCUGUGUUCUUUGCAUAAAACGAAUAUAUCACAAAUACAGGUAAUUAGAGGAAAUACUGAAAAUGAUGUCAGAAAAAUUAGCUGUUGAUCUCCAAUCCGGACAGCGCAAAUGAGCUUCGAAGUAGAUUUUUAUACAAAAAUACAAUGUUCAAAUUCAUGUUUGUUUAGAAAUUUUGAAUCUCAGCUCAACCUUAAAAAUCAUUUUCAGUGCCUACGAAAGUGCUAAAGUUUCUUUCAACCUGAUAUUUCUAUUUUUUUCAAUUUAGCUUAAAUCACAUUCUCCUUCUAUUUUGCUACACCUCUUUUAUCAUAAUUUCCGCCGCAAUUUUUUUCGUCGUCGAAUCGCAAAGUUCAAUCACUUACAAACUCGAAUGGCAGGAUAAAGUCAAUGUUGGUCGACAAAAGUAAGUUCCAAUUUUUUCUACAUAUUUAAAAUUCAAAAUGGUUUUUUUUCAGAUUUAUUUCAAGCAAUCUGUUCCCAGAUAUUUUCAAUAAUAGUCGUCUUUUAUUAUAUGUUCACGGUGAAAAAUCAGAUUAUCUUCAAAGGGUUAUUGAUAGACGAUUGCAUAAUUAUGAACAACAUCAGCUCAAAAUUCAGGCUCCUGUUCCGAAAUUCAAGAUUACAUAUUUGAACUCGUUGUUCUAUGUAAGAAUUGGGUCAUGGACACAUUGAAUUUGAAAAUAAAAGAAUUCAGAAAAAAAAGAUUUGAAAACGUAUUUUUUCGGGUUUUCGUAAAACAAAAAACUCCGCCAAUAGCAAAUUCAAAGUGCAAAACAACCAGAUAUAACUUCCAUAAAGCCAAUGAAUUUUGUCUCAAUCUAAUCCCAAACUUGACAACGAUGACGAUUUCCAAAACAUUUAUUUUGAGCCAAAGAUUUCGAAGAGCAAAUGUAGUGUUAAACAACUUCCCCUAACUUCAGAUCUUCUCAACAAUCACAACAACCGGUCACGGAUAUAUUCAACCAGGUACUGACAAUGGUCGUACAACUUCAAUAUUCGUCUCAAUUUUGGGUAUUCCAUUCACAAUUAUUGUCAUAAAAGAUGUCGCAUAUAUCAUUGCUGUCCUUCUACAUUUUCCAUGCCGACUAUUGCGUAUGUUUUUAUUUAUGAUUUUCUUAGCGAACAAAAAGAAAGAAGAAGGAAGAAAACAAUGUUAUUAUUAUUAUUUUCCCAAGAGAAUGAUUACGAAGUGUUCGUAUUCCAACCAAAAAUUCGCUAGAAAAACUUUUAAAAUUUGUUUCAUACUCACAAAAAACUUUUAAAAAAGUGCGAAAAAACUUGGGUUGACGAAUAUAGUCUCUUGGGAUAAUUUGAAAGAGUAUUUUAGAAACAAUUUGGAACAUUUUUCGAUUUUGCACAUUGAAACCAGUCAAAGAAAGCGAAUUGGAACAGGAAUUAAAUAAUGGAAGAGUUGAUCCAGCAAAAGAUUAUCGAUUGGAUCAUGCAAGUCGAUUAUUAUCGAUUCCGGUUAGUGAAUUUGGUUGGAAAAGGUACUUCCGAUGAAUAUGAGCAAUCACAAAUCUUCUAUUCUUUAAUUUACCAUAAGCCAGGAAUUUGAAAAAAAAACUGUUUAAAAAAUUUUUCCAAAUUUCCGAUAGAAAAUAUAGACAAAUCCUUAUGAUCUGAGCAACAAAAUUUUCUUCGGUAUGAGCAAUCAUUUUACUAUAGUGAAAGAGAUUUCUCUAGAUACCGACUAGAUAAAAUCUUUUAUAAAUUUCGCAAAAGUCAGCCUCGAAAACUCUAAUUCAGUUCUCCUCUAAUUUUACUACAAAAUCCCUAACCUGAGCAAUAUAAUUUCAGGUAACAGUGGCAAUUCUUGCUGUAAUUGGAUGGAUUUCCUUUGGCAGUAUUCUAAUGAGUUAUGCAUUUCCAUCGCUUUCCAAUUCCAGCAACGUAUAUUUCAUACUAAAUUGUUUGACAACAACGGCAGUUUCAAAUAUCGAACUUCCAGGUUUUUCUAAUGCUAUAAGACUUCACUGUGCUUUAUAACAAAAAAAAUUUCAGAAUUAACAUUGCUCAUGUUAAUCGCCUAUUUUCUAUACGUUUUAAUCGGUUUGGCAAUCGUUUCGCUGUUCAUUAAUCUUCUUCACACGAAAUUCAGUCAAGCUUAUUGGAUGCCAGGAAAAAUGUAUCUGCCUUUGAGAAAUAACGGAGGAUUGGGUCGAAAUUUGGCAACUUUGGAAAGUUUUGAAGAAUUGACAGUUAGCGAUAUGCCAAUUAAUCAUAUGGCAACAUUAGGAAUAUUUCAGACUGAUGUGAGUUUUGGAAAAAAAUAGGGAUGUAGGAAGAAUUUUUCAGAUUUUCCGAAUAAAAAACUCUAAAUUAUAUAUUUUUUAAAUCAGCGAUACUUGAAAUUUCAACGAAAUUUUAGACGUAAAAAUAUUUUGUUCAAAAUAUUGGCUUGAGAAACAUUUUGAUAGAAAAAUUAAUUUCAAAAAACGUUGAGAUUCUGAAUUUUCCCCGAAAAGCUCAAAUCCUCGGAUGGAAAUUCAAUAUUUUUGAAGCUAAACGGCAAAAACUGUUUCAGUAAAUUUUGAACUUAUCGAUUCAAUACAAUACAUAUUAAAAAAACACAAUCCUAAUUUUUUUAAUAAGAUAAUUUUGAAACAGCGAAUUUUCAAAAAAAAAUUCCUAGAAUAGAAAAUUCAACAAAAACACAGCCGAAAACUAGCUUCUGGUCUGUAAACCAAAAUUAUCAGAAUUAAAAUAGGAAAAUAAUAUUUUCAGAGAUGAAAAUCACAAAACUACUAAAAAUUCUGAAAUAUUUCAGGACAAAUGUCCACUUUUGGCAAUUCUCAAAAAAGAGGGCGCAUUACAUGAAGUCGUGACUCAAACCGGUCAAGAAAACACAUGCAUUUUGAGCAACAACAAAUAUUUGCCACCAAUUGAUCAAUCAAGUCCAACUCCUCCACUUUUACCAUCAAAUUAUUCAAAAUCUCAGGAAGAUGUUAAUGAGUUAAUUAUUGAAACAUAUGGUUCAAAACGAUUGAUGAGAUAG